Messenger RNA from Sclerotinia borealis F-4128, 3543 nucleotides. The record is from the annotation of a GenBank genome assembly. Lineage: Eukaryota; Fungi; Ascomycota; Leotiomycetes; Helotiales; Sclerotiniaceae.
AUGUAUUCAUCAAAGUUCUUUACUGUGGCCGCGGCUACUUUGGCGUUGAUAGCUCCUUCUGUCGCACUUUACGAUGCAUCAUCAUCAGCAAAUUUGGCUUUAUAUUGGGGUUCCGGACCGUUUCAAGCAAAUAUUUCACACUAUUGCGAACAAUCUACAGUAGACAUCAUUCCAUUGGCUUUUAUGAAUGUGUUCCCUGCGCAGGGUAAUGGUUAUCCAGCGGAGAACUUUGGUAACGCUUGUUAUGGUCAACCAAUAUUCACACCAGGUCCGGGUUAUCCAUUUGGAGACGUAGAUACGUCGAAAGAUCAACUUUACGUACAAUGUCCAGGAAUCCAAGAAGGAAUCCCUUACUGUCAAUCACUGGGCAAAAAGAUAUUACUUUCUCUUGGGGGAGCCUCUGCCACUUAUCAACUCACAGGUGUUGCUGAUGGGGAAUACUUUGCAGAUUUCUUGUGGGGAAGCUAUGGACCUUUCAAGCAAUCAUGGUUGGAUGCUGGUGGAAUUCGACCGAUGGACGGUGGUUACUACGGCACAGAUCCCACCAUUCAUGUUGAUAUUGAUGGAUUUGACUUCGAUAUCGAAAUCGCUCCUACCGAUUCCUCUGAAGGUUAUAUUGCGAUGAUUAACAGACUUCGAGAACAUUUCUCUGAGAAUCCCUCGAAGAAAUACUUGAUUUCCGGAGCUCCGCAAUGCCCAUUACCGGAACAAAAUAUGGGAGCCAUGAUCGCUGGCGCACAAUUUGAUCUUUUGUGGAUUCAGUUCUACAACAAUGAUUGGGCUCAGUGCACAGCUCGCCAAUGGGCCGACAACUAUGCUUUGAAAGGACAAGAAAACUCCGCAGAAUUCACACACGAUCAAUGGGUCUCAACGAUCAAUAGUGGUGCAAGUGCAGGUGCCACAAUCUAUCUUGGCCUCCUCGGUUCUCCUUUAGCCGGAACUGCCACUGACUACAUCUCUCCACUUGAGGCACAGAGUUUGAUUGAAUCUUAUCACGACAAACCUCAGUUCGGAGGUGUCAUGGUUUGGGAAGCGACAUAUUCCGAAGAGAACGCAGAUGCUGAGCUUAACGGGCAAUCUUAUCACGCAUUUGUCAAGUCUUGUUUGUCUCCUUACGCACCUCUUCCUAUCUCGACCAUUAGUAGUUCUAGCUCCACAUCGGAGGUCUCUAUCACUUCUACUAUCUCAUCGUCAAUUGAGUCACCCGCUACCUCAAGUAACACUCCUUCGAUCUCAUCGAUCUCGUCCUCAAUUUCAGAGUAUCCCGCUGAACCAUCUUCAACUUCCUCGGAAUCCUCAGUUUAUUCAUUUGAGUCUUCUGCUGUGCCAUCUUCAACUUCGUUAGAAUCAACGGUUUAUCCCUCAACUUCCUCCUCGUCGGCUUUCCCAACUGCGACUUCAUCUGCCUAUUCAGUUCCAGGAUAUUCACACAAUGCCGCGUCUCGUUUGACCCAUUCUUUCAAGCCAGUAGGAAGUGGCACAUUGCCAGUGCAUUCUUCCAAGCCCACAGAUAGCGACACAUUUACCGGAUACUCUUCUAAAUCAACAGAUGUCGCGACAGGCCACAGCUCAAAGUCUCACUCGUCUAAGCCAUCAUCCAAACCAUCUUCUGGCCACACUGCUCCAGGAUACUCAUCUAACUCCACUUUCAGUAGUAGUACCAAAUCGACCAAACCAUAUCCUACCAAGUCUGUUGUGACAGGUACUGGAGAAUCUACCAAACCAUAUCCUACUAUAUCGUCUGUGGCCGGUACUGGGGAAUCCAGUAAGCCAUAUCCUACCAAGUCUUCUGUGAUUGGUACUGGGUACUCUGGCAAGCCAUAUCCUACUAAGUCCUCUGGAACUGGUACUGGAGCAUCUACCAAGCCAUACCCUACCAAGUCAUCUGUGAUUGGCACCGGUCAAUCCAGCAAACCGCACCCUAUCAAGUCUUCUGGAACUGGUGUAGGAUCUUGCAAGAGCAAAACUAAGACCAAGACCAAGAAAUUAUCUACAGGUCCAUCAGGAUACCCAGGAUCUAGCUCCUCUAUCGAAAUCUCAUCGACAGUGCCAUAUGGAAACGUUACUUAUAGCCACUCGAGAACCAAGCCAGCUUCUAGCUCCACUUCUUCCGCUGAAGGGGUUACUGUAUCGUCAACUAGUGCUUCUCAAACUGGAUCUACUGCAACCGAAUCUACUGUGAUAGGAUCUUCAACAACUGAUGUCAGUGAGAUGACAUCUGGAUCUGCUAUAAGCACCGGAUCUGUAUCAUCAGGAACUGUCUCUGUCUCUGCCAGUGGAUCGAUUUCAUCUGGGGUCGCCUCGAUUACAUCGGUCGUCCAGUACACUACAUCUACGGCCUAUGUCACCUCUAUUUACAUCAUCACAUCGUGUGCUGCAACUGUAACAGAUUGCCCGGCAAGAAUUGGAUCUGUAACCACCGAGACAAUCUCCUCUUACACCACUGUUUUCCCUGUGAAAGAGACCGAUGGAAGUGGUGGUGUUGUUAGCUCGACAUCUCCCGCAAUUGUAGUACCAGCCUCGACCACUGCACCUAUUGCUUAUGGAACUUCAACUGUCUACCAGACAUCUUUUUACACUAUCACUUCAUGUGCUUCAAGUGUAACUGAUUGUCCAGCCAGAUCUGGCCAUGUAACAACUGAAACCAUCUCAUCAUACACUUCCGUGUAUCCAAUCUCCGUAUCUAACACUCCUAUCAAUAUUCCUAGUUCAGAAGCUUCAUCUGCUGUUGGAACUUUGACCUCAUUUCUCGUACCUGAAGCUUCGUCUAUCGCUGAAGUAUCCCCAUCAAUCACAACCUCCGAAGCUAUCGUCCCAUCGAAUCUAUACACGACCAAGAUUUCAACUCUCGUCGGAUCCCAAACUAUAACCAUUUCCGCGGUUAUCGCCCCAUCCACAAUUACCGUUGCCCCUGUCCCAGUAGCAUCCACCACCCUAGUACCACCAUACGGUGCUGGAAAUGGAACACUCGCUGGAACUGGGAGCUCAUCUGCUAGUGGCGUCACACGUGUGUCAAAGCCAAGUUCAUAUGUUAUCAAGGCGGAAGGUGGAGGCAGUACUCAGACAUCAGUACCAAGUCCUACGGCUAUUACGUUUGAGGGAAGUGGUAGUAAAAUAUUGUUAGACUAUUGUUCUCAUCUCAUACGAGCGGUUAUCGCAGAUCUAGAUGCUGAACUGGGCAAAAUAGAAGUCAGUAAGGUCAAUCAUCCAGCUGUAUAUAGUGUAGGAAGACUAGAUAGUCUGAAGGAGAGGAUUCGACCUGAUGAGAGCUCGAGUGUCAGGAUGCGGAAAACAAAUAAGGAGAGGGAAUGCAAGGACUUAAACCACGUAGCGGAGCUCAAAGACAUUCCUCAGAAUGAAAUGGAACAAGAUUUGUCAAUCUACACCACUACCAACACUCUCCCUACCGAAGUGAGUGCCCGAUUACGCGGAAUAUUUUCUCCAGAUGACAAGCCCUCGCCGAUCACAGAGCAAGCAUUGGAAAGUCUACAGGAAUUUGAUGCCGAUUCGAUCGCUAGCCCGACUGUACCAUGGCCACUUUAA